Bipolaris maydis ATCC 48331 is the source of this 1515-nucleotide messenger RNA. RefSeq names its product Intradiol ring-cleavage dioxygenase. The record is from RefSeq and is a predicted model, not a curated record. Gene Ontology annotation, biological process: catechol-containing compound metabolic process. Gene Ontology annotation, molecular function: catechol 1,2-dioxygenase activity; ferric iron binding. NCBI's taxonomy places the organism in Eukaryota, Fungi, Ascomycota, Dothideomycetes, Pleosporales, Pleosporaceae.
CUCCAACAUCGUCAUCCCUACCUCGUGAAUGUUUUCCCGGCGACCGCCUGGACCCUAUUCAUUCGUGGCCAUUGAGCCUAUGAGCUCUCUUACCAUUACUAACGGAGCACAAACAAAACGGAACUGGCAUGCAUUCCCCUACCUUUUAGCCGAGGUCGGAUGAGGUCAGAUGCUACUGUCCCAUGUCGUGGCUAACACUUCACCGGAUUUGCUCAAAUAUCCUCAUGUCAAUCGGGCCAUAAUUUCUUAUGGUUUACUUUAGCCUGCCCAACCCGUUUCUGUGACUUGUUCUUUUCUUUUUAAAUCCAUAACCGCCCUCGUUACGCAAACCUAGCAGCCCACGCGCGAAACACCACCAGCCCACCUCACACAUUCAUCUUUCCCAGCGUCCAACAAUGUCGUAUUCCAAGAGCGCAGAUGAAUCGACGGUACCCGUCCUCAAGAACCUCACGAUAGAAAACAUCACAGAAAACGUGCAGCGCAUAAACUCGCAAUGCAGCGACCCACGGCUCAAAUACGUCAUGGAGCGUCUCGUAACGCAUCUGCACGACUUUGCACGCGAGACACGCCUCAGUUUCGACGAAUGGAUGGCAGGAAUCCAAUUUCUGACACAAGUAGGCCAGAUAUGUAGUGACGUGCGACAAGAAUUCAUCCUCCUCUCCGACAUUGUCGGUCUCUCCCUCCUCGUCGACUCAAUUGACCACCCCAAACCCCCUGCCUCAACCGAAGGCACGGUCCUUGGUCCCUUCCACACGCACGACGCCCCUGUCUCCGCACCAGGCUCCAAAAUCUCGGCCGACCCCUCCGGCACACCUCUGCUUGUCCUCUGCACCGUGAAGACUACAUCGGGGGCCCCAAUCUCCGGCGUCAAGAUCGAUGUCUGGGAAACAGAUUCCAACGGCAAGUACGAUGUGCAGUAUGAGGACCGCGGCGAAAAGGCCGAUGGCCGCGCAAUCGUGAUAAGCGAUGAUCAGGGUGUAUUUUGGUUCAAAGGAAUUGUACCCGUGCCAUAUCCUAUUCCGAGCGAUGGGCCUGUAGGCAAGUUGCUGGAAAAGCUGGGCAGGCAUUGCUGGAGACCGAGUCAUAUGCAUUUUCUGUUUGAGAAGGAGGGAUUUGACAAUCUGGUUACUGCCUUGUAUCUCCGCGGUUCCCCCUACGAAACCUCCGACGCCGUCUUUGGUGUCAAGGACUCACUCAUUGUCCCCUUGGACACGGUGACGCCCGAGCAGGCGAAGCAGUAUGGUGUAGCCGAGGGAACCAAAUUGCUUACGUACGACUUUGUGCUUGUGACGGAUGACGAGACGAAGCAGCUGAGGCAUGAUGAGGCGGUUAAGGCGAUGAAGUCGCUGGGGCGGGAGGGCAUGAUGAUUGUGAAUGGGCUGCCUGUUCCUGAGGUUGACUAGGUGUAUUCUGCAACUUCUUGAAGAGUAGAUGGAAUCUUUUUGAGGAUAUAGAUAGCUAUCACUCAACAAUAGAAAUACUUGGUAGUUAGCAAAGAAACUGGAAAUAGCCUUC